Messenger RNA from Enterospora canceri, 1692 nucleotides. The record is from the annotation of a GenBank genome assembly. Lineage: Eukaryota; Fungi; Microsporidia; Enterocytozoonidae.
AUGGAAGUCAGGCAUGGAACAAUACUAGCACUCAUCCAGAACAAGAAGGAUGAUGAACUGUACAGGGAUCCAGUAGUCCAAAUCAAUGCAAUGGUGAAGAUCAAGACGCAGGAUGGGAAGUCGCGCUACUACUUGAAUCUGAGUGAUGGAAGACACUUUGCAAGGGGAAUAUUCUCAUCACAGCUGAGCAUGCAGAUUGAGAAUGGGCAGCUGAAGGAGAACAUGGUUGUGAGACUGGGGCUGUUCAGUACCAGACAGAAGGACACCACGACCUACCUGUUGGUGAAUACGAUUCUGGCCCAGGAAGAAUGUGACCAUGAGAUUGGAUCACCAGUGAGUGUGACGAGUGAGAAGAAGGAGGAGUUAGAGAAGAAGAAGGAGGAGUUAGAAAACAAGAAGAACACCGUCCAGGGUGAUAGGACGACCAAAAGACGCAAGUCGACUGAGCCAGGGUGUCUGAGCAUCAGGGACCUGAAUCCGUUUCUGAACAGCUGGGCUGUUCGUGGGCGAGUUGUUGACAAAUCCACGAUCAGGAAGUUCAACACCAAAAAUGGGGAGGGGCAGCUGUUCUCGUUUGAGAUCAUCGAUCACACGCAGCAAUGCAAGGUCGUCUGUUUUGGUAGUGCAGUUGAGCAGUUUCAUCCACUGAUUGAGAACAAUCGCGUCUAUCGAUUCACACAGGGGGUGGUGAAGAUGGCCAACAAGAACUACAGCAGCAACAACUUCGACUAUGAGAUCCACCUGGAAGAGAAGUCCACGGUUGAACUCAUAGAUGACACCACAAUGCCAGAAUACUGCUUCAAAUUCAAGAAGGUGUCUGAGAUAGAGACGAAUAAGCUGGUUGACGUGGUGGCUGUGAUCAAGGAGGUGUAUCCAUCACAGACAAUCACGGUGAAGAGCAGUGGCAAGGAGGUUGAUAAGAGAGACAUGGUGGUCUAUGAUGAGACAGGGAGUGCUCGUGUGACACUUUGGGGAGAGAAGGCAGCUGGUGACUACGAGAAGGGGACUGUGGCCGUGUUCAAGGGAUUCAGGGCAUCAGAAUACAACGGAAUCGCCCUUGGAUCAGUUGGAAGUGCCCAGAUUCUGGUGAAUCACGAUAUCAGGGAAGUGGUUGAGUUGACAGCGUGGUACGAGACAGUGGGAAAGAACGUCGUUCUUGAGAAGCCAAGGGCGUCUGGGAGAAGGCAGAUGAUUGGUGAUCUGAUUGAGAGCAAUGCCGAGUUUGGGGUGAUUUGGGGGACAGUUGUCUUCGUGAAAGAGGAUCAGCUGCUCUACACGUCCUGUCCAAGUGACGGAUGCACCAAAAAGGUGACUCAGGAGGAGAAUGGGGAAUUCAGGUGUGAGAAAUGCAACGAGGUAUUCGCAGAAUGCGGCUACAGGUACAUGGUCACAAUGUGUGUGAGCGACUUCACUGGGCAGUUUUGGAUGACGGCAUUCGAUAACGCAGCACAGAAAAUGCUUGGAAUGGGCGCAAAGGAGCUGAAUGCGCUGAGGGAGACCGAUUUGGACGAGGUGGCUGCGGCAGUGAAGGGAGUUGUGGGACGAGAGUUCACGAUGAAACUGCGCAUCAGAGACCACAUCUACAACGAGGAGGUCACAAAGCGCGUGAAUUGUCUGGAUGCAGAUUCAGUCGACAAAAAGUUGGCAAUGAGGCAGAUGCUCCACCAAAUUGACAAGGCAGACGGAAUGUAG